CACACCAAAACAGCUUGGGAAUAUUUAGAGUACUUCGAAACAAUUCCAUUCUCUUAGUACAAAUUAAUAUCAUAAUGGCAGAGACCUUGGUGAAGAAACUGAGAUGGUCGGCCAUGUUUGGAAGCUCAAUAAGUAAUUCAAUAAAAACUGCAAGAUCCUUUUACCCAUGAAAUUAGGAUUUUGCAUAGAAGAAGAGGAGGCACACGACGUAUUGAACGGUGGAGAUCCGAUUGUAGGGCUGAUGUUACACGAUGAUUAAUCUUUUGCCAAAAAAUAUAAACAGAGCAUAGAGCGUAGAACUACUUUUAUAGAAAAUUUUAUAGUGUCUGCGGAAUAUAUUAAAAGUUAAUUUUUUUAAAAAAAAUUUUCGACUUCUUGUGUAUGUGGUCCGGUUCGUACAACUAUUUUAUAUAUAUAUAUAUAUAUAUAAAGUUUACCAUUUAUUAAUAUAUUAUUUCUUUAUGGUUGUUAGCUGGAAAAAGUACUCCUUGACUACUAUUGAUUCCAUGGCUUUGUGGGGAAGGUGCUUUGUGGCUCCAUCCGUUUUUGGUAGUGCCCCUGCGUCUUCGAGUUUGGGUCGAGUUAUGAAGGUGCAUUUGGUGCGGUGAAGCUCGACAAAGGGAAGCUCGAUAUGUCUCAGAAGCAAUUCAAGUCCAGCCAAGAGCCACACAACAUGUUGUAGGAGAAAACUUACCCAUGAUACGUGAUGUUGGAGUUUUCACUAAUUUCUUCGGAGAACCGGACUAUAUACAUAUACACCGAUGGACCCAGAUCUCUUUCAUGUAUUCUCCUCCAUCAGAAGCGAUCUAAUAUUCAUUGAUCACACCAGUGACCUUGGAUGGAAAGAAUUUCAGAGGGUGCAGCCUAUUGUAGUUGACCCAGCUAUAUACUUAGCCAGGAGGAGCCAAAAUUUUCAUGCUACAGAAAAGCAGAAAACUCCUGAUGCUUUUAUAGUUUUCACAGGUUCGCCAUGGGUUGUACUAAGCCGACGAUUUCUGCAAUUCUGCAUACUUGGUUGGGAUAACCUACCCCAAACCCUGCUUAUGUAUUUUACAAAUGUACUUUUGUCUCAAGAAGGAUAUUUUCAUUCUGUUAUAUGCAAUUCGCCGGAGUUUAAGAACGCGACAGUAAACUGCGAAUUAAGAUAUAUGAUAUGGCACAGUCCCCCAGGAAUGGAGCCUCACUUCUUAAACAAUUCUGAUUUUGAUCAAAUGGAAGAGGGAGUGGAAGUGAAUUAACUAUUAUUUUGGGCUCUAUGUAGCAAGGGGACAAAUAUUCAAUAUAGAGCCACCAAUAGCCAUUGAAUCAAUAGAGGGUCUUCUUCGUCUUGCCCAUUUGCAUGCUCUUGUAUUUUCUGCGUGUUUUGGGAUUAUAUAGUCCAUCUGUGUUGAAUAUUUGAUUAGCAUAACUUCAUUCUUUCUAUUCUGA
Molecule: messenger RNA, 1428 nt
Organism: Ziziphus jujuba (common jujube)
Lineage: Eukaryota; Viridiplantae; Streptophyta; Magnoliopsida; Rosales; Rhamnaceae
Product: beta-glucuronosyltransferase GlcAT14A-like
Exons: 5
Coding region: 762-1238 (158 amino acids)
Cellular component (GO): membrane
Molecular function (GO): glucuronosyltransferase activity
Source: RefSeq, a predicted model, not a curated record